Molecule: messenger RNA, 2905 nt
Organism: Mugil cephalus (flathead mullet)
Lineage: Eukaryota; Metazoa; Chordata; Actinopteri; Mugiliformes; Mugilidae
Product: F-box only protein 40
Exons: 4
Coding region: 321-2378 (685 amino acids)
Cellular component (GO): cytoplasm
Molecular function (GO): protein binding; zinc ion binding; ubiquitin protein ligase activity
Source: RefSeq, a predicted model, not a curated record
CGAUGACCUGCACACGUUAAGAUGUUGACGUCUCGCAGCACGCGCUAGUUAAACUGUUGACAACUUGGAUGACCUGCCGUUAUCACCACCCUCUCACAGCGAAGCAGAGGUGGAGGCUGUAACUCGACCUUGGCUCUUAAUGGCUGCGCGACAAUGGUGACCCGUCCCACCGGCCCCGACUGCCCCUCUGUAGUGUCUAUUUAUAACGUCCAGACGCGGUGCAGAGGUUAUUCAGGCGUGCCAGCGAAGGCGAGGCAACGGAGGAACAAAGGCGUUUCUGGCUCACAUUCUCCUCACAUGUUCACAUCCUUGUGUUCACAAUGGUGAGGAGCAGAAGUUUGCCAGCGAGCCACCACAAGCACUGCGACAAGUGCUACAAAGCCCACUGUCAGGUCCCGGUGCAGAUCUCCGUGUCGUGCUCGGUCAUCAAGUGUCGUAAGCACUGCGGCGCCACCCUCCACAUGUGCAAGGAAGAGGACCACCAGCUCCUGUGCCCAAACGAGACGGUGCCCUGCCUCAACGCCGAAUACGGCUGCCCCCUCGUGAUGCUGCGCCGCCGGCUGGCCAAACACCUGGAGGUCUGUCCCGCCAGCGUGGUCUGCUGCUCUCAGGAGUGGAACCGCUGGCCCGUGUCCGAAACUGAUCCGGCCUUUUACAGAAAUGUCUCUGGAAGCCCUCUUGCAAACACCGAGGAAAACCUCGACGUUGCUUUGGCGCUCAGGGAUCAAGAGCUGCUGUUCCAGUCCAUCAAGAUGAAGACCGUGUUCCCAGAGUGGAUGGAGGAGAAGGAACCCGCACCUGAGAAUGUUUCUGCUGGUGUCGACGGCCCUGCAGAGGGAGCAUCCUGCUCUUUAGAUUCUGGUGAGUUCACAGAAAAUGGCUGUGCAGGGAUGGACGAAAAAGAACCGACUCAAGAGGAAGGGGAGGAUUUGGCAAAGAGCAAGGAUGCGACAGGUAUUCAGAAUUUUAGCUCGUGGGAGAAAAUAUUCAAUAAGGAGAAGGGGGGAUGCAAGGAAACUGCCAAGAACCUGAAUAAGGAGGAUAAAGGAAAAGAAGAGCAAAAAGCAUCAAACAAUCCUGGAAGGGCAAGAGAAUCACGAGCGAGUGCUUCUACGUCCAUGAGCUUGGGGGGUGCCACCGGCCUCGCACCGUGGCAAGACGGGGUCCUUGAGAGAUUAAGUAAAGAAGUCCACAUUUCAGAAUAUAACAUGUAUCUGGUGCACCACGGGGCGAUGCUGAUCAACUUUGGUCAGCUCGCCGCCUGCACGCCAAGAGAAAAGGAUUUCGUUUAUGGGAGCUUGGAGCCAAUCGAGGUUAAAUCCGUCCGCACGUUUAAUAUUCCCACCAGCUACCGAGCGAGACGCCAUCACCUGAAGGACCCCGUGCGCAAGAACAAUACGGCGCACAAGAGCGCUGACACCACAGAUUUGGGCGUGUCCGUCGGGGAGCUCCCGAACAGCGAUGAGGUCAGCACGACACUUCUGUGCUCCCUGGAAAAGGAGCUGAAGGGACACUCGAUCUCGGAGAGCUCGUCAACCGACGGCCUUUACGUGGACAUUGGAACGCAAACGUACAACUUUUCCUCUGCUCCGUUCAAAUCGGACGCGUCGCUAGCCGACGUCGUGGCCGGCAAACCCCGCGGUCUUCACAUGCACGUCGAAGCCGAAUCUGUCACCAGAAGGCACAACAAAACGAGCUCGGCCUUCACGUACAUGUGUGGCCACUUCUUUCGCCGCGACGAAUACUGCUCUCAUUUCAAGAACGCGCACUCUGACAUCCAGGCCCCUCUAAACGGCUGGUUCCAGCAGCGCUGCCCUUUAGCCUACCUCGGCUGCACUUUCACUCAGACGAGGUUCCGGCCCGCAGGUUGUCAGGCGACGAUCAGGUUCUGCAGAGACGUCAACGCCUUUGCGCUCCGGCCGCACGUCCCUUCGUGCCUCUGCGAAGGCGGGAAAGCCUCGGGCUCUCAGAGAAACGGUGCGCGCAGGCUGGAUCCCCUGAGCCUGCUCCCCCUGGAGAUCCUCCAGCAUAUCGCUGGUUACCUCGACAGCUUCACGUUGUCUCAGCUCUCCCAGGUGUCCCGUCUGAUGAGGGAGCUGUGUGCCACGUUGUUAGAGGACAGAGGGAUGGUCUCCCUCAAGUGGGAGAAAAAGACGUAUUCUAACGGAAGGGCUUCCUGGAAAUGUCGAAAGAAAGUUUGGAAAUUCAGCUCCCUGUUUUCCUCCGUGGACAGAUGGAGCUUCAGCGAUUCUCCCUCCAUGUCGAAUCACUUGAAAUCCUGCUCCUUCUACCAGAGAGCGGAGCGAACGGAGCCGGUGGCUUUGGCCUGCCUGGGAGAGGUCAGCGGCAAGCGCGGGGAGCUGAGGAACAACAGAUGACGACGCUGGCGCGCUGGAGCACAGCGGGUGGAGAGCGGCGCGAGCGGUGCCAUGUUUAGAAACGGAGAGACACAACAUGUGUGCAGCAGCAGCAGCAGCCACACAACUGAGGAGUGGAUAAAACCCCUGCAUGUAGAGCUGCUGUAUAAAAAAGCAGAAGGGGAUUCAGAGCUGCAGUGUGUUAAAGCUCUGUAGGCAGAUGCUGUGUUUCUGGCAUGAACCACUGUUUUUGACAUGAUUUAUCAAUCCUGCGUUUCCUUAUGACAUCGGGUCCUUUUUCCUCAUAUUAAGGCGAAAUCACUUCCAGCUGGAUUUAUUUAUGCACCGCUUGAGAGAAACAUUUAACUUGAUAUUAUGACAUAUGUCCUCAUAAUCUCUAGUGUGUUUGGCCUACUGAGCUGUGUUGUUUCUUCCAUAUUAUUUUAUUUGAAUGAACAGGACUGACUUCUGCUGGAUAACAUGACAAGACUGACAUCUACUGGCUAAAAGCUGAAGUGCCUUAUUAAAGAACUAGUUUGAUAUUUGAA